Molecule: messenger RNA, 1578 nt
Organism: Protomyces lactucae-debilis
Lineage: Eukaryota; Fungi; Ascomycota; Taphrinomycetes; Taphrinales; Protomycetaceae
Exons: 4
Coding region: 1-1578 (525 amino acids)
Source: RefSeq, a predicted model, not a curated record
AUGCUUCGCUGCACGCUUCGUGAAGGUAGAUUUCAAAGUGCUCUCUUGAAUCAGCGUCGUAAUCUAUUUGGCUUGGGCGAAAUCCUCGGCGUCAUCAGUCAACCGGCAGAGACCAUCAAACAGCUCAAUGAGUCCAAAGAUCUGCUGCAAAAGGCUCGCGAUGACCUCAAAAUAAGGCAGGAAGCGAAGCAGAUACCUCGAAAGCACACGUUCUCCAGGCUUCCAGGCUUUCAUGGACGCGAGCGAGAGCAACAAUUAUUGAAGCGCAUCCUUGCAGGCAAUCCAGCCUUUAGCGUCAUUUUUGGCGCAACGUCAGUUGGAAAGACUGCCCUACUCAGACAAGUGCUCGCCAGUGAAGCAUACCACGUUCUCAACUUUGAUCUCCGUAUAUCUGGCUUUGCUGAUUUGCGCUCAUUGUACUUUACGCUCUGUCAACAAUUUCAGCAAUUCUUUGAAGGCAUCAAUCACAAAGAUGUGCAGAAGAACGGGCUCGUCUUCAAGCACAUGGUGCUUGAGCUUGAGGAAAAGGAGUCCAAUAACGAUUAUCGCGUAACUGUGGCAGAUAUUGCCAGUUUGAUGGAGUCUCUGCAGUCCGGCAUGCUCUCAUACUGGCAGAUUUCCACUAAGCCUGUGGUUGAAGACGAUGAUGAGGGAUCGGGAAAGGUUGACGUAUCAAAGUUGACUUCGAGUAAAGCACGUAUGGCAGAUGCCUAUCAACCUGCUCGACCUUACGCAGAGACGCAAGAAGGAUCAGAAGAGCCCUUUGUCAAGCGGCCACUAGUCUUCUUCAUGGAUGAAGCACACAAGUUACCAGCCCUCAUCAACGACGAACUUGCGCUGAAGGUCUUUCUCGAUACGCUGAUUGUGCUGACGAAACAAGACCGUCUGUGCUUCUGCAUCUUCUCCACGAGCGAUUCAUUCUUCCAGCACUUUUUGCGUCGCCUCAAUGUUGGACAACAUUGCGCCGUCUAUACCAUUGCAGAUCCGUCACGUCAAGAUGCCUACGACUUUUUCAUGGAUGAGCUGAUUAUACGUUACCCUGCAGACUUGCGACCUCUGGUCGAUUUUGACGAAAUCUACAGCAUGUUUGGCGGCAAACUCUCGCAUAUCUCCGAUUACGUGGAUGCAUAUGUCAAUGCUGAUGGCAAUCUGUCGCCCUUGACAUCUGCCAUUUUUGUGCAAGCAUACACGUUGCUUCAAUUCCAUCUGACACACAAUCGGUUUGAGACGUUUUCGCCCAUGACGGCUGUAACGGUGGAAGCAGAUCAAGGAGCAGGCAGUCAGACAUUCACGCGCGAGCAUCUUAUCAGUGUCAUGCGAAGGCUUGCCACAUCACCAUUCUCGCUACCAUACUUUGGCUUGUGCCAGGAAUUGGGAACAUCUUGUGUUGAUGGACUUGUGCAAGCAAGGAUACUAGAGUUGCGUUGGACCAAGGCUGUGUCGCCGGAGAACGACUGGGUUGAACGUAAAUGGUCAAAAGAUGGCAUUGAACGACCAAUACUGCUACCUAUGACUCCUGUGCUUCGAAAAGCUAUGGCCGUCAUUCUGGAAGAGCUCGACACAGGUACUGCAGGCUGA